Messenger RNA from Rotaria sp. Silwood1, 561 nucleotides. The record is from the annotation of a GenBank genome assembly. Lineage: Eukaryota; Metazoa; Rotifera; Eurotatoria; Philodinida; Philodinidae.
AUGAAUCAAAUUGAAGUGUUGACAAGUUCUCGAGGAAAUCCGAUGUUAUGCUAUUCAGGUUAUUUAUACACUCAUCAUAGUAUGACAGAGAAAAAACGUGUAUUUCGUUGUGAAGAUCGAAAUUGUAGAAGUCGUUGUCAUACGAAUACUCUGAUGGAAGUGUUUGUCAAAGAACCAUCGGAGCAUAGUCAUGCACCUGAUCCAGAUCGUGUUCAUGUUAUUCAAUUGAAACAUGAAAUUAAAGCCCGUGGUUCAUCAUCGGAUGAAGCGACCAGCAUUAUAUUAUUUGAUGCAUUACGUAGUAUUCCACUGAAUGCAGUUCCUGGCUUACCAACGAACAAUGCAUUAAUGCAAACAAUUCGUCAUCAACGACAACCAGUACAACUUGAUGAAAAUUGUCAAUUGCCGUUUGUAUUUCGACUAACUGAUCGUGGAGAGAAUUUCGUCUUAUUUGAAGAUCAAUCUAUGCUGAUAUUUACGUGUGAUAAAAAUUUAACAACUUUAAAGCAAUGUAAACAUUGGUUUAUGGAUGGUACUUUCAGUGUAUGUAUGUCGCUUUAA